UUCGCCCUUCUACCCUCGCCACAAGGGCUCACCGCCACGCGCUUCGCUCCACGACCGCAUCAGCACGGGCGUAGUGCAACACCACUCGUCCACUCACAGCUGCAGGAAAAUACGGUGCGCACCAGGCUGCGAAUACACGUGCGGAUGCCUCAAAGGUAGAAUUCGCCCCAUGUCAUGCGCAUAGCCAACUGUUCCCACUUGUUGACUCUAGCGUCGAAUCACGCACCGGUAAAAGGUAACAGGCAACAAGGCUGUGAAGUGCCUACAUAAACGUCCCUGAAGGCCUCGCGGAGUCACUUUCUUUUCGUCCCACUAACUUUGUUUGUGAUCCGGGCGCACAGAGCUCAGUCUCACGCCCAGCUAUUGCCCCCUCACCACAUUUGCCGCUGAGUUUGAUUCCCCAAGCAAUCCCAACAAAAGAUGCCUUCAAGAAUCCGAUCUGAUUCUACCUCGUCCGCCUCGUCGUCCGAGGACGAGCAGGCGCCCAUCACCAAUGGCGCAAAAGUGGCCAAUGGCACCACGAACGGCGUGAGCAAAGAUGAUGACAAGUCCGACGAGUCGGAGGAGCCGGAGGAGCACAUUGACCCCGGAAUGAAGAGCGGCUUCAAGAACUUCUACUCCGGCAAGGAAGACAAGAAAGGCCGAUACCAAUGGCAAGAAAAGAUCCCCGAGGACAUCGGAAACCCGACGGAGAACGAUAAGACGGCGAAGUGGGCUCUGCUCGUCCGGAACGUCAAGGUUUACAAUGACCCCCAGAAGGUGCUGGCCAUCCAUUCCAUCGUCGUUCAAAGCCCGCUGCUCAAGAAACUGCUCGCCGGCGUCCUGAAGGGCUACCCUGGCAUUGCGGUCGGCCUAAACCGCCUGGAGCUGUCGGGCAAGUUCGAGCCUCUGAUCCACCGAUGGGCGGAGCUCCAAGCGGCUAUCGCCAAGCUUGGUGAUGAGACCGAAGAUGAACGGAUGACGAAGGAGCAUGCCAAUCUUCUUCAAGAUAUCCUGGUGAAGGAGUUUAAGAGUCUCAUCGAUACGUCGCAGGAUAUGAAGAGCAAGCGUGUCAUCACGUAUGAACUCCUUUGGACGCUAUUCCAACCCGGUAUCGCCGUCUUCUCACGACAGGAUGGUCAAGAAAUGGCGAUGACGCUUGAGGACACAAGAUACGGCCAAGACUGCAAAGGCAACCCCUGCUUCUGGAUCACGUGCAAAUAUGUCGAUUGGGAUGGCACUAAGUUUGGCACCAGCAAGCUCAACCUGUCCAUCUACGAAUACAAAGGCACACGCCACAUUUCGCAGCUGCGAGCGUUCCCGCUCGAAUACCACCCUGAUGCGAAGGCACUCAAGGCUCGCCUGAUUGAACGAGGCGCCAAGGCAGAGGCUCUCGCUGGCCCGAACUAUAGGGCAUAUCACGGCAUCGGCUGGCGACAUGGCGCGUUUGGCACGAAGGACAAGUACAAUGUUAAAGGGCGAAUUGUGAUCGACACUUACGGCUGGAAUCGCUUUAAUCCGAGUUACGCUAUCUUCGUCGCGCCCCUCACUCAGAAAGAGCCCACACAAGAGUCGCACGAAGACGGUGAGGAGAGUGACGGCGAGGAAGAGUGCGACGGUGGUUACGAUGCCGACGACAGCGGGAUGCCCAUGGAUGGCCAUUUCGCAGACGAGGAAGACGCUGCACGACGCCUACCCCUGACGGCUGAACAGAAGCUUAUCUGCACGCCCCUUCUCCGUGGAUACAGCUUGAAGAGCAAGCUCUGGUUGAACUUCUUCGUCAACUCGGUCAAGGAGAUUGAGUGGCAGAAGGAUGCAUUCGAUCGACUGGUGUUGCCCAAGAACCAAAAGGAGCUUAUUCUCGGCUUCACCGAGUCUCAACGAAAAUACCGCGAAACCUUUGAUGACGUUAUUGAAGGUAAAGGACGAGGCAUGAUUGUACUUUUGUGUGGUCCGCCGGGAGUUGGAAAGACGCUCACUGCCGAAUCGGUCGCCGAGGAGAUGAAGGUGCCCCUGUUCAUGAUGAGUGCAGGAGACCUUGGCCUUGAUCCGCGCAAAGUAGAGACGAAACUUCAAGACAUCCUUGAGAUGUGCACGCGCUGGCAAAGUGUCCUGCUAUUAGACGAGGCAGAUGUCUUCCUCGAGCAGAGGUCGCUGCAUGAGCUGGAGAGAAACAAGCUCGUAUCGAUCUUCCUCCGGGUGUUGGAGUACUUUGAAGGCACCAUGUUCCUCACCACCAACCGCGUUCAGACAUUCGAUCCGGCCUUCCAGUCGCGUAUCCAUAUCUCAUUGGACUACCAAGAACUGUCCAUUAAAUCUCGCCGGACCGUGUGGAAGAACUUCCUCGACUCGUCACCCCAGGACCAUUCGAUUACUAAGCAAGAGCUGGAAGAGCUUGCGCGCAUGAAUAUGAACGGUCGACAGAUCAAGAAUAUCCUCAAGAUCGCCCGGUUGCUUGCCUCACGGAAGGACGCCAAGCUGAGCCACGAUCACAUCAUUACUACUCUUGAAGUGACUCAGCACCUUCACAACGAGACGCAGUUUUCGGAGCGAACGAGGGGGAGUCUCUACGGCUAAGUGGUUCCAAGCGUUUGAGGAGGUCCGAGUUGAGCCUGGGCAACCUCUUCAGCACGGCGGGCAGAUCGUCUCCAUUCCAGGGUGAUGGGGGUACAUGUGCUGAGCGCUGUGGACUCUGCCAGCAUGGACAAUGUUCUCACGAGACUGUGGGAAUGUGAUACGUCUGGAAUACGACUUGGAGACAGAAGGAGGCCACUCCGGUCAGAGUUAGUGGGCCGAGCGGAACGACAUGUGGUCGCACAGCACAUGCACAACGUUGGUGUAGGAUCGCCAGAGUUACCUUUCGUUACCCAUUCAACUCUUGAUUCUUCAAUUUUCAUCAUUGGGGAUGCAUGUUUCUUCCUCUUUUGUAUUUAGCUAAUUCCCAUAGAUCCUGAUCAAGGGCAUAUCUUCCAACUGUCGUGAGAU
Trematosphaeria pertusa is the source of this 2964-nucleotide messenger RNA. Its product is annotated as P-loop containing nucleoside triphosphate hydrolase protein. The record is from RefSeq and is a predicted model, not a curated record. Bases 421 to 2556 code for a protein of 711 amino acids. Gene Ontology annotation, molecular function: ATP hydrolysis activity; ATP binding. The transcript has a single exon. NCBI's taxonomy places the organism in Eukaryota, Fungi, Ascomycota, Dothideomycetes, Pleosporales, Trematosphaeriaceae.